CAAACCCCACCCGUCCUCUCACUCAGGCAAUCCUCCCCCGGAUCCCUCACCCCUCUCACAGUCUUACUCAACAGGCUACAUACACCUUGCGGGACCAACAGAUCUUCCUUUGCUCGCAGAUCUGCCUCUUCCUUAAAUCCAUUUCACACUUGCAGAUUGCACGACACUCUGUCCAUCAAUAGCAUCAAAGCUGUUUUAUCCUCUAUCCAUCACAGGACCAUCUGGUUUUUUUCAUAUCUUCCCAAAUGGCUUCUCACACUCAUCUGGAUGAUGAUGAUGAUUUUGGUGGUGAUUUUGCCAGUACUCACAGUACAAGGCGUUCAGGCAACAAAAGAGGAUUUGGUGAUCUCGAGGAUGACGAGGAUGAUAUCUUUGGAUCGAAGAAGGGUCGUUCAAAAGUAGAAGAAACUGCUCCUGGUGUUGCAACUGGAAUGAUUUUGUCUCUUCGUGAAAGCCUUCAGAAAUGCAAGGAUGCCCUUGCGUCAUGCCAGGAGGAACUUGAAGCUGCAAAACAAGAGAUUCAAAAGUGGCAUUCUUCAUUUCAGAACGAAGUCUUCAUACCAGUUGGAACAUCUCCUGAGCCUAAAUUAGUGAUUAACUAUAUUCAAAUGCUGAAAUCCUCUGAGAAGUCCUUAAAAGAACAGCUAGAAAUAGCAAAGAGGAAAGAGGCUUCAUGCAUCGUACAAUAUGCAAAAAGGGAGCAGGAGAUGGCUGAGUUGAAGUCAGCAGUGCGGGAUCUGAAAGCACAAUUAAAGCCGCCAUCAAUGCAGGCAAGGAGGCUGCUACUGGAUCCAGCCAUUCAUGAAGAAUUUACACGCUUAAAGAAUUUAGUCGAGGAGAAGGACAAAAAGGUUAAGGAACUGCAGGAUAACAUAGCUGCUGUUAGUUUUACUCCACAAAGCAAGAUGGGAAAGAUGCUUAUGGCAAAGUGCAGAACAUUGCAGGAGGAAAAUGAGGAGAUUGGAAAUCAAGCUGCUGAAGGGAAGGUUCUUCCCAAUAUACAACCAAAUGAUGUUGUGGAUGAGUCUGGAAGCUUAACCUUAAAGGGCUUCUGCACUUGGUUAAAAAUGAGGGAGCUGGCUAGGAGUUCCCUUAAGAGCAUAUUAGGGAAAUUGGUGCCUCAUUUAAGGUGGCUUUUUUUAUUGUUUGGAAAGCAGUAAGGGAAUGCAUACGACCUUGUCGAAAGGUGGAAAAUUGUGGUAAAUUGGUGCUGUUUGUGUAAAAAAAGCAGUAGAGCUUGCAACCACAUCAUUCUUUGGUGACCUUUCUUAUUGCUUUAUCUUAACAAUCUUAUUUAAAAAAAAAACAUUGCUUUAUCUUAACAAUUGAGUUUGGAGAGGCAUCGAUAGGGAUAAAUGCUCCAACAAGACUUUAGGCCUCAGCCUCUUGACUGCUUUCACAUCGUUGGAACGAAAGAGAUAAGAGAACUCUUGUGUAUAGAGUUACUUUUACAGAUUUGAAGAUUUAUGGUUUCAGACCCCAGACUUUUGAUUAAGAACCAUCCCUUUUUUCAUUCAUACGAGGAUCUAGGGACCUUAUCGAUUUUCUGAUAGACUUGUAAAUAUCUGUAUGCAGGUUGCAUUCCUGUAGUGCUUAUUUAUACUAAUUACUUUUUUACUCAAAAAAGAAGUCAAAUCAAUAAAUUUCUUCUAAUUAUAGGAGAUCAUAUUUGCUAAUUUCUAAAGGUAUUAACUUUUUCUACUUUGAAUAUU
Molecule: messenger RNA, 1712 nt
Organism: Carica papaya (papaya)
Lineage: Eukaryota; Viridiplantae; Streptophyta; Magnoliopsida; Brassicales; Caricaceae
Gene: FIP37
Product: FKBP12 interacting protein 37
Biological process (GO): mRNA modification; regulation of alternative mRNA splicing, via spliceosome
Cellular component (GO): nucleus
Source: RefSeq, a predicted model, not a curated record